CUCCUGAGGAAUCCAGUUGUUCACAACCUUUGACUCUUCUGUAGAAAUGAAAUGUUCAUUCAGUCAAGUUUUAUGAAUAUUAUGGACAAAUCACCAAUAGUUACAAACAUCCUUGUUUCUUACCGGUAUUCCACUUUUGCCAUUAGAGUUCAGUCAAUUAGUAAAGCUUUGUUAUGAGAACCGAAGACCACGUGAGGUUGGACAACCUGAGAGAAGGCUUGGAUCAACCCCUGAGCUUCAUCUUUGCCAGAGCUCUGUACGAGAGCGACAAAUCUUGUGACUUCAGCCUUGCCAGAAAUUCAGCAAUGGAAGCAUGGGUGCCUCCCCUUCUGAAAGAUCUGACAGCUUCCCAUUGACUUAUUCCAGGGCUGCCUAGUGGAACCCAUCCAUGCAAUGAGAAGCUGAACUGCUCCAAGACCUCCUUCAAAAAAUAGAGUUUAACGAACAUAAGACCAUGUCUCAACUUCAGUUGCUCCGGAGACCUCUGUCUCCAAAGACGGAAACUGAACAAUAUAUUCCAAAGAAGAAAUGCACGAAAGCUGUUCGUGAAAAAGAGAAAGAACCCGAAAAAGUGCUUGGAGAUGUUGACAGUCAGACUCCUCCGCCUGAAAAGAACCAAUCAAUUUCUUUGUGCUUUCCAGACGAUGAUUUUAGUGUUCAGCCUCCAUACCCUGUUAAGAGAGAUUUUGUUAUCCCUGUCUUUUUGACGGGUCCCCCUAGCUUCCCAAUGCAAAACCGUCGUGCCCCUAUGCGGUUACAGCAUCCUACGCUGCACCCAUCUCACUUACCAACAGAUUUUGUGGUGAGCGGUGUGACUAUGGUAACCUCGCCUCUCCCUUCCGUAACCCAGAAAUAUGUCCCUAAAAAGCCAUUCAUUUCUCGUUAUAAUUGUGAAGUCUUCAGUAACAAGCUGAUUGCUAAAGAGAUGAAAGGUCCAGAGAAAGUUGCCAUCAUAUACUUAAAACUGAGCGAAUCUGAUAGAGCACUGGAAAGUCCAGAAUUAGAAGAAGAAAUGGACUUUAUUAAAUCAUUUAUCUCCGGAGCUGGAUACGAUACUGAAUUAAGUGCAUUAGAGAGAGCCAAUGAGUUUCUACAGAAGGCUGAAAUGGCAGUUCUGUUUUGCAUCAUGCAUAGAAAAACUGGACUUAGUCUUAAGAAAACAUCAUUGUGUCUAGAAUUGCUAGUUCGGAAUACUCUGUAG
Thamnophis sirtalis is the source of this 1201-nucleotide messenger RNA. The record is from RefSeq and is a predicted model, not a curated record. NCBI's taxonomy places the organism in Eukaryota, Metazoa, Chordata, Lepidosauria, Squamata, Natricidae.